AUGCACAUGAAUGAUCCUAGAGCUCAGAGGUUCAACGCACUUCCUGGGCUUUAUGGCCUCAUAUUCUUGAACUUGGAACCGCUUUCAACCUUGAUCCCAGCUAUCGCUACAAUAUUCGUUCCAGGCGGAGCUGCUUGGUUCUAUAACGAACAGGUUCCAGGUGGAGUGAUUCAAUCUGUAGAUGGUCCACAUACUCGCAUGGUGCUCGGACAACUCGUCAAUGCCUAUGCUGUGAUUGGGAUGUCCUCUGCAUUCGGAUUUCGGGCGGUAAGAAAGGCAAUACCCAACAACCCAGCUGCGCAGGAACGAAUUAUAGGAGCGACUUUGGCGUACUGGCCAUUGCCGAUAUCUCUCAUCUCUGUGCACGGCACCAUCCUUAUCCUUGACGGAUUACUUUCCUUCUCUCGCACGAAUCAAGACUGGCAUACCCCUUCGUUCAUUCGCCUCGUUUUUGUUCAAACAAUGAAGUUCUCAUCUGCUCUCUUUACCUCGGCACUCUUGUGUUUCGUCUCGUCAUCCAUCGCACGAGACGUUCCCCUCUCUGCUCGUUACGUCAUUGAAGCCCGCCAAAACCGGAACGGUGGUAACAAGGGGGGAAAUGGUGGCAAUAACGGCGGUAAUAACGGCGGCAACAAGGGCGGACAAGGGUGGAAAUGGCGGCACCUGUGGUGGCGUUUAGCGCUCGACCCUAGUGUUAUCAACAAAAACUUUGCCAAGACCGGUCAGGAGGGGAAAACUGAGGCUGGCCAAGUCGCUAGCUUGACGAGCACGAACAACUUCAUCAACUACUGCGUUGGAAAGACUUUGACCAAUGGUGCACAAGUCAAGGGUGGGAGUUGCAAUUCUACUCCCAUGGGAGACUUACCUUCCACGGGAAAAAUGCCGAGCAGUAAAUUCACCGAACCCAAGAACCUCGACACCAUCCCUGCCAACAAGGAGUUCACUGUUCGAAUGGCCGUAAGGAACAUGGAAAUGGGUAACUUUGUCAACCCACAGACCAACUACUUCGGUGCUCCUCAACAACUGAAUGGCCAAGGCGUUAUUGUCGCCCACUCCCAUAUUGUCAUCGAGCAAAUCGACUCGCUCACCUCGACUAAGGUUACAGACCCCAACAAGUUUGCGUUCUUCCAGGGAUUGAACGCUCCAGCCGAUGGCAAUGAAAUCUCGUCUAUCAAUACGAGUGCCAACCACGCACCUGUCGUCGGUCCUGUAGCACAGCAUGGGUCGUUUGAUGAUGUAAUAUACAUAACGGUUGGUGGUAACGGAGGUAACGGAGGCAAUGGAGGCAAUGGAGGCAACGGAGGAAAUGGCGGUAAUGGCGGUGGAAAGGGUGGAGGAAAAGGCGGCAACGGAGGCAAGAAAUUCGCCCGCAGGUUUGUUUCGCGCGAGACGAACCGCCUCUAA
Molecule: messenger RNA, 1404 nt
Organism: Rhizoctonia solani
Lineage: Eukaryota; Fungi; Basidiomycota; Agaricomycetes; Cantharellales; Ceratobasidiaceae
Exons: 8
Coding region: 1-1404 (467 amino acids)
Source: RefSeq, a predicted model, not a curated record